Moneuplotes crassus is the source of this 1266-nucleotide messenger RNA. NCBI's taxonomy places the organism in Eukaryota, Ciliophora, Spirotrichea, Euplotida, Euplotidae. The record is from the annotation of a GenBank genome assembly.
UUUAUAUUAAUAAAUAUGGAAGUAAGCCACCAGGAGUCAGCUUUAGACUCUACAGAGGAGAUGGUCAUUGACCUAAUGGACAAACUUGCACAUGUCAAGAAGCAAUUUGGGUUCAUGGAGUACUUCUACGCAGGAGUUGUGUUCAUGAAGGAUUUUGUGAGGCUGAAGAGGAGGAUAGGUGAGGAGGAAGGAGGUGAUGGAGUGCAGAAGAUGGUUACAGAGCUGAUGAAUGCUAGAGAGUGGUCUAAGUAAGAUGCACCUUACGUUUCAACAGAAGAGUUUGUACUUUUAUAAUGAGUUCUUGGGCGAGACUGGGAGCGGGCAAAGUGAGCUGACUGAGGAAAUUCAUCAGGAUUUUGAUAUAAGGGAGGGAGUACAUUAUCAGAGUGAUAAUUUACACUUGAGAAAAAGAUCUCAUUCACAACUCGAAAAUGGAAUUAAUGAGCAAUAUUAUGAGAGUCAUAAAAGACCUAGACUUAGUGAGCUUGAUAGAGUCAAGCAAGAAUCAAUACGAAAAGAAGAAGAACAGAAACUUGCAGCUGAAGAAGCCAAGGAACUGGUCAUUGGAGAAUGUAAAAUCUGUCUCGAUGACAUUAACAUGGAUACAGUUCAGGGAAUUGAUACCUGUGUUCAUCUAUUUCAUAAAGAAUGCUUGCAAACGUAUCUUGAGACAUCCAUCGACAACAACAAAAUUCCUCUGGUAUGUCCUAUUGGUGAAUGCAAGGAAGAGAUUCCUUUUCCAAUCGUCAAGGAGGUUCUCUCAGAAGAAUAUGUGGAACGAUUUGAUAAAUUCGCUUUCAAACUAGCUAUUAACAAGAAUUCACAAAGGUUUAUAUCUUGUCCCACUCCUGACUGUGAAUAUGUUGUCUGAGUUGAAGAAAAUGACCUCCAAAUAAACCCUUACUUCAAAUGUCUUAGCUGUCAAAAAGAAUACUGCUUAGAAUGCGAAAGCCAGUGGCACAAUGGCAUGAGCUGCCAAGACUACCAAACAACAUAUGGUAAAGGGAAGCUGGAUUUCAAUGAUAAGGCUGCUAUUGACCACGCUAUGGACAAUAACAUGAGAAAAUGCCCUGACUGCAAAAUGUGGUGCGUAAAAGAGUCAGGAUGCGAUGCUAUGGUCUGAUACUGAGGUGCUGGCUUCUGCUACAGAUGUGGUACAAAAUACAACGAUGCACAUGUAUGUCAAUGCCAGGGUGUCCAAUACAACAGGCUCUAAAUUUCCUUAAAAACAGACAUCAAGUUAGUUACAAUUUCCCAAAUUUAAUC